Molecule: messenger RNA, 15096 nt
Organism: Biomphalaria glabrata
Lineage: Eukaryota; Metazoa; Mollusca; Gastropoda; Planorbidae
Product: low-density lipoprotein receptor-related protein 2-like
Exons: 88
Coding region: 650-13999 (4449 amino acids)
Molecular function (GO): protein binding; calcium ion binding
Source: RefSeq, a predicted model, not a curated record
CUGCGCGAAAACGUCCUUGUGUGGUCAAGCCGUUAGGUUGUCAUCAACACACAAGACCUGGUCCCUCUGUACAGUCUUGUUACCUACAUUAGGGGAAGACAAUCAGCGUCUUACUGUCAGCCGGAGCAACCUGUUGACACUCCACGACUACAGGUCAAGAUCGAUGUACAAGUCCCUGGACAUAGGUCCCAGGACACAAAUGUUAGACAAACAAGCCUUGUCCAACCAAGUCCUAGACACCAUAGAAACACAGUGUUGAUUCUAGGUGUAAUUUGAACUUUCUGGUGGGACAUUUCCCUAGUACUAAAACAUUGAUCUUGGAGAUAUUUUCUUAUGUGAUAAAAGUGAAGUGACUUCAUGUUGUACCUGAAAGAUUUCGACAUCAAUCAAUAGGAUUAUUGCAAUGGAUUUUGUUGUAUCUAUUUCUCACAAUGGUGAUGCUAUGUGACAAGUUCUUGGAUCUUUACAUUCAUAACUUCGGUCUCUUUUAAGAGCUUUCAAAGUGAAACACAAGUGAUUGGGAGAAAUAUUACUUUUUCUUCUUGGAUAUAACCAUAAAGAGAGAUGAAACAUUUCCUAUAAGGUGUUUACUAUUGGUAUUAAAGUGGACCGGUCUUACUGUAGCUGAACAUACUCAAAGCGAAAGAAAAUGGAUGUGCGGUUGGUCUCUAGUUGGUGUCUUCUACUAGCCACGUCCGGGCUUAUGUCUAGUACAUCGUCACAGGAUGUCACCUGCAUGCCUUGUUUUGAAGGUCAGUUUCAAUGUAAAAAUUGCCGAUGUAUUUUACAAACAGCACAGUGUGAUCACAGCAAUGACUGUGGUGAUCUGAGUGAUGAAAGAAACUGCACUUACCCUAGCUGUGCUGGGCAUGAAUAUACCUGCAGUAAUAAAGUUUGCAUUUCACAAGAAUGGGUUUGUGAUGGUUCUGAUGACUGCUCUGAUGGAACAGAUGAGCAGUAUUGCAGUAACUAUGCCUGUCAUCCCCAAGAAUGGGCCUGUCCACACAGUGGUUUGUGCAUACCCCUGUCUCACGUCUGUGAUAAAACAAAGCAUUGUGCUUCUGGAGGGGAUGAAGAUGGACUAUGUGAUACCUCUUGUGCAGAUCUGUCUUGUGAUUAUGGUUGUCAUGCAACACCCAAAGGUGGACAGUGUUAUUGUCAACUAGGCUAUCAGAUCAACAAGGAAGAUAACAGAACAUGCAUUGAUUUUGAUGAGUGCUCAACCUUUGGAUUCUGUGAUCAACUUUGUACAAACACACCAGGCGGAUUUAGAUGUUCCUGCAGGGAAGGGUACACUCUGGGUCAGGAUGGUGUUUGCAGGGCUCCUGAGAGUAACUCCAUUAGAGUCUUUGUGACCAGCACUACUAAAAUUAUGUCCAUGAAUAGGGAUGGCCAGGACACCAAGGAACUUGUUAAAGUAGAUGCAGUGGAUGUGGACAUUGACAGCAAAGGAGAGAAGAUAUUUUACAUCAACAACACAGAUAAUCAGAUUUACGCAAUGACAGCCACAGGUAAUUCAGCUUCCAGAAAACUCCCUAUUCAAGGCCUAGCUAUUCCUGUGGACAUAGCCUUAGAUUGGGUGACCAACAAUCUGUACAUUGUAGACAGGGAUACAGCAAGAAUUGAACUGUUUAGUAUUACCUCAGGAUUCCAGCACAACAUUGUCUCUGACAACCUGCAGACUCCAAUAGCUAUAGCUGUUGACCCCAAUAUAGGGUAUUUAUUUUUUGCUGAUCGUGGCCAGAAAGGGCCAACAAUGAAGCCAAGGAUUGAAAGAGUUUUUAUGGAUGGAAGCCAUCGAUGGGAUCUUGGUCUCAGCAAGAUGCUGCACCCUCAAGGUUUGACCUUAGACCUGGUUAACCAGCGUGUGUAUUGGGUGGACUCACAACUAGACCACUUGGAGGGUGUGGAUUAUAAUGGUCAGAGAAGGAGAACUGUUCUAUCUGGAGGUCUGCACAUCCCAGCUCCUGUGUCUGUUGCCAUAUUUGAAAGUCAGCUGUUCUUUGCAGACAUAACAAAACUUGGAAUCAUGCGGGUUGACAGAAAUGACAGCACUGUUGCACCCAAGACAUUAAAACAGAUCUACAAAGCUGAGAAUGGGAUACCCACCGCAGUGGUAGUGUCUCACAGCUCUUUCUACAAGCUAACAAGUAGAGACUCCAAUCCUUGCCUAGGAAACCCUUGUCAGCACAUUUGUGCUCUGUCUCACAACACAGACAAUAAUGGUCUUGGAUAUAGAUGUUUAUGUAAAGCUGGCUAUGAACUGGAUCACACCAUGAACAACUGCACCAGGGCUGAAAAGUUUAUCCUAUUUGCCACACCAAGAGCAAUACGUGGUAUAUCCUUAGAAGAUCCUGGUCAGUAUCCUAUUGACUCCAUACAGCCCAUAGUUGGCCAGCGAUGGGGAAGGCUUGGAGUUAACUAUGUGGCUCUUGACUAUGAUGCUGAGAAUGAGACUGUAUUUUUCUCCGAUGUUAGAAACAGAGUUAUUUACCGAGCUCAAAUUGGGGAUUCAGACCCAGUUCCUCAGCUUGUCACAGAGAUUGGAUCAGUAGAAGGCAUUUCCUAUGACUGGAUUGCAAAAAACUUGUUCUUCACAGACUUCCGUCGUAGCACUUUGUCAGUGAUAAGAGCCAAUCACCCAACAGAUAGAAGAGACCUUAUUAAGAAUCUCGGCAAUGCCCGAUCUGUUGUAGUGCAUCCCCUUAAAGGGUAUCUUUACUAUUCUGACUGGCUGAGAAACUCUAGACAGAGUGCUUACAUUGCAAGAAGUUUUACAGAUGGUACUAAUAUAACACAGAUAAAAAAGAACCAGCUUGGUUGGCCUAAUGGACUCACCAUAGAUUUUGUCAAUGACCGUUUGUACUGGGCAGAUGCAUAUUUUGACAGAAUUCAGCAUUCCAAACUUGAUGGGGAUGAUCUACAAACCCUAACUGGACAUACCAUUGUGCAUCCAUUUGGAAUUGCUAUCUACAAAGAUUUUAUUUAUUAUACUGACUGGCGCCUGCAGUCUAUCAUUAGAAUUAACAAAAGGGGAGGUCAGGAGCAAAAGAUCAGAUCUGGUAUAGGAAGAGUUAUGGGAAUCAGAGUUUAUGAUCCAAGCCUCCAACCCUUGUCAAGUCAGAAUCCUUGUCACCUGAGAAAUGGAGACUGCUCUCACUUUUGCUUUGUGGUCCCCAUCUUGGAAGGGAUGAGCACAGUGGGGAGACACUGUGGCUGCCCCUAUGGUAUGAAGCUGAGCAGGGACCAGCGUAACUGUGAGGCUAACCCUGAGGAGGUGGAUGUGACUACCUGUCGACCUGGAUUGUUUCAGUGCCAGAAUGGGAGGUGUAUACCAAACUCAUACAGGUGUGACAGAGACAAUGAUUGUCUGGAUAGAACAGAUGAGCUGAACUGCCCUGAAGCCACGACUUGCCCUGCCAACAGAUUUAAAUGUGACAAUGGUCAAUGUAUCAGCAGUGUCUGGGUGUGUGAUGGUGACAAUGACUGUGGUGAUAUGACAGAUGAAAAGAAUUGUUCUGCCAAGACCUGUAACUCCAGAGAGUUCCAGUGUAACAACAGCCUGUGUAUCAGUCAGUCCCUCAAGUGUGAUACAGACAAUGACUGUGGAGAUGGAUCAGAUGAAGGAGAAUUUUGUGGCACACACACUUGUCCUGCUCACUUCUUCCAGUGUGAUGACAAAAGGUGCAUUCCAGAACUUAGGGUCUGCGAUGGUGGUAAUGACUGCUAUGACAAUACAGAUGAGAGAAACUGCCCACCAUUGAACUGUAGUGGCACUAGGUGGACUUGCAAAAAUGUGCGGCAGUGCAUUCUUACUAAACACCACUGUGAUGGGGUCCCAGACUGCAAUGAUGAAUCUGAUGAACAAGAUUGUCCUCAGCAUUCAACAGACAGUUGUCAAAGAGACCAGUAUCGCUGCCGGGAUGGUGGUUGUAUUCCAGAAAAUUGGAAGUGUGAUGGUCAAUCAGAUUGUGAUGAUGGUUCUGAUGAAGGCAAUCAAUGUCCCCCAGUCACAUGUUAUGGUGACAGAUUCCGUUGUGCCAAUGGACGUUGUAUCUUCAAAGGCUGGGUUUGUGAUGGGGAUGAUGACUGUGGAGACAAUUCUGAUGAGGAUGCAUCUCUUACUUGUGCUCCUCCUCCAUUCUCUUGUCCAAGGGGAAAAUGGGAAUGCCCAGGAGGCAGCCAUGUCUGCAUCAAUACAACCCUUGUGUGUGAUGGCAAUCCUGAUUGUCCUGAAGGACACGAUGAAAGUCCUAUUUGCAAUCAAGAUAACUGCAGAGAUAAUAAUGGUGGCUGUAGUCAUAUGUGCAUACAGACACCACGAGGUGCAGAGUGUAAAUGUCCUCGGGGGCAAGCACUCAAUGGAACUAAGACUUGCAUUGAUGAGGAUGAGUGCACACCACCAGGACGUUGUAGUCAGACUUGCAUCAACACCAAGGGGUCCUUCAAGUGUGAAUGUGUUGAAGGUUACACACUUUUGACAGACAGAAGAACCUGUAAAGUUAUGAGAAAUGAUACAGCACUGAGUUUAUUGAUAGCUAGCAGGACAGCUGUGGUCAAGUCUAAUCUGGAAGUUCUACUUUAUGACCCACUACCUUUACCCCCGUUUAGAUCCCUGACUGCCAUUGACAUAGAUGUCAACAGAUCACAGAUUUAUUUCUCUGACACUGUUCUCAAGAAGAUUUUUAGGACUAGCAUUGAUGGUACAAAUCUGACAGAGAUUGUGGCUACAGGCAUUGAUGUGGUAGAGGACAUUGCUGUGGACUGGAUUGGGAAGAACCUAUAUUGGACAGACUAUGGCAUGGAGACCAUUGAAGUGGUCAACCUAGCUGGAGAGAACAGAAUGGUUUUGUUUAGUGAGAACAUCACCAACCCCAGGGCUAUUGAAGUAGAUCCUAGGGAUGGUGUACGCUAUCUGUUUUGGUCUGAUUGGGGACAGAACCCACGCAUUGAACGCUCUGGACUGGAUGGAAGUGGUAGGAUAGUUCUAGUCUCUGAGAAACUGUUCUGGCCCAAUGCUCUGACAGUGGAUUACCCAAACAAAAGAUUGUACUUUGCUGAUGCACGCAUGGAUUUCAUAGAGUUCUGCAACUACGAUGGCUCUGGCAGGCAUCAAGUCUUUGCCAAUGACCAUUUCUUAAGGCAUCCGCACUCCUUGACAAUCUUUGAAGACUGGAUCUAUUGGACAGACAGAGCAGCCAGCAGAGUGUCCAAGUGUAACAAGUUUAAUUGUUCUGAUCGCUCUGUUGUGGCCUCUAGUAUAUCUAGACCACUAGGCAUUGCUGUUUACAAUAUUAUAAAACAGCCAACAGGAACCAACCCAUGUGAGGUAGCUAAAUGUAGUCACUUGUGUCUUUUGUCACCCAGACCAACAGGUUACAGCUGUGCUUGCCCUGUUGGUAUGCAGCUUGAUGGUACAGCCCACAACUGUGUUAAAGAUUCCUCAGAAAUAUUGCUGUUCAUGCAAUCUCGUUUCAUUGCUGGCAUCAAACUUGGCAGCACUAAUGUCACUGGUAUUAUCCCUGUAAGUUCAAUCAGCAGUGGCCAAGAUUUUGAUUUCGACAGUAAAGAAGGCUAUAUUUAUUAUGUGGAGAAAAUCAAUGGUAGUCUGAAAAGAAUUCAGCUGAAUGGAAGAAAUACAUCAGAGUAUGUGCCCACUGCUGUGAUAGGAAGCCCCAAUGCUAUAGCCAUUGAUUGGAUGUCGAGGAAUCUCUUCUGGGCCAAUGCAGCUGCUGGAUUGAUGGAGGUGAUGCGACUAGAUGGACCUGAACAUUUCAGAAGAGUCUUGUUGAGUAACAAUGGCAGAAGAAGAGAUGUGGCUAAUCCACUAUCCUUGUGUGUCGAUCCAACUAAAGGGUUGCUGUACUGGGGUGAUGGUGGUGUGCCUGGAGUGCCUGCAAAGAUUGCUGUUGUUGAGAUGGAUGGCUCUAAUCCAAGGGUGCUGCUAUCAGCUGGCAUCAGAACCCCCAUGUAUAUGACACUUGACACCCAGUCCCAGAGUUUGUACUUCACUGACACAUUUAAUAACAAAUUGCAACGUUACUUAAUAAGGUCAGGCUCUAUGUCACAAGUGGUUUCUGCAGGAUCUCCUCAGGGUGUUGUCUUUCAUAACAGCCGCCUUUACUACUAUGAUUCCAUCUAUGAGACCAUCAAUCGUGCCCCUUAUCCAACUAUCAGAUCUGCAGCUGUGUUACGCAGCAACAUCAAAGGAGUGGGAGCUUUAAAAGUUUAUUAUGAUAGACAUGAAUCUGGAGAAACAAAUGCAUGCUCUGUCAACAAUGGAGAUUGUCCACACCUGUGUCUGCCCAAAAGUUUGUCUCGCACCUGUGCCUGUAGUAUUGGUUUUGAACAAAAAGAAGAUGGUUCUUGUGCAGCUGAAAGUUCAUUUGUUGUGGUCUCCAUGUACAAUGUAAUCCGAGGCUUUGGCAUGACUCGUGUUGAUGUUGAUGAAGCUAUGGUGCCCAUUGCUGGUUCUGGCAGGGCCCCAGUAGCCAUUGAUGUCUACAUGGGAGCAAACUACAUCUACUGGGUUGAUUCUAGGGCACCAAGCACUGGGGGCAAGCAAGAAGGUGGCAUUCAUAGGAUCAAGCCAGAUGGUAGCAACUUUCAAGACAUCUUGACUUCUGGCAUGGGCUCUAAUGGCAUUCAAGGAUUAUCUGUUGACUGGAUAGCAGGCAACAUCUACUUCACCAAUGUUUUUGAUGUUGAGGUUUACAUUGAAGUUAUCAAACUAGAUGGUGCCCACAGAAAAGUUUUGGUCAAAGAGUCUCAAGGACAGCCCAGAGCACUGGCUGUCAAUCCCAUUAAAAGAUACCUUUACUGGGCAGACAUGGGUCAGACGGCUAAGAUAGAGCGGUCACUUCUUGAUGGCACCAACAGAACUACCAUUGUCAAGUCUGGUAUCAGUCUUCCCAGAGAUGUCACCAUUGACUUUGUAACACAUGAUGUCUACUGGGUGGAUGCUAUUGUUGAUGCUAUACAGUGUGUUACCUUUGAUGGGGAAAACAGACGUUAUAUUCAGACCAACACACCAAAUCCUUAUGGCCUUUCUGUGUUUAAUUCCUAUGUGUAUUGGGUGGACCGCAAUUUACAAAAGAUAUUUAGAGCUUUGAAGUCUCCACAAGGUUCAGUACCUCAAGUCUUAAAAAGCAACCUUGAAAUGUUAAGUGACAUAGCCAUCUAUGAUCAGGCCAUGCAGCCUCAUGAUGAUAACAAUCCCUGUUCAGCCAACAAUGGAGGCUGUCAGCAGCUUUGUUUUGCAAAACCCAACCAGACUGAACCAGAAUGUGGUUGUGCUACUGGAACUUUGGGACCACAGAAGAAAACAUGUGUUGCUCCAUCUUCAUUCCUCCUGUUUGCAGCUGAGACAGAAAUCUAUAGCUUGUCUCUAGACCCAGACUCUACAUCUAACCCUAUACCCACCAUCUCAGAUCUUCAGGGAGCUGUAGCGGUGGAUUAUGAUGCUCAUGAAAACUACAUUUACUUCAGUCAAGUCAAUUCCAAGAAAAUUAGCCGAGUCAAAAAAGGCUCUACAGUGGUUGAAGACUUAAUGUCACCCAGCAUGAACACAACUCCUGGCUAUGUCCAUGAUGUUACUUCUGUUGAGGGGAUAGCAUUCGAUUGGGUUGGUAAGAAACUUUACUGGGCUGAUUUAUUCCGAAACAAAAUCUACAGCAUUAAUGUCAACCUGACUUAUAAAGUUGUCAUAGCAACAGUACAGAGCCCAAGAGCACUUGCCAUAGACCCAUGCAAAGGAUUCAUCUAUUGGUCAGACUGGGGUGUCACUCCUAAAAUAGAACGAGCCACAAUGGCAGGUAAUCAAAGGCAGGCUAUUGUAUCAACUGACCUUGGCUGGCCUAAUGGACUGACAAUAGAUUAUGAAGAGGAGAAAAUUUAUUGGGCAGAUGCACAAAAAGAUAGAAUAGAGAGAGCAAACUUGGAUGGUAACUACAGAGAGGUCAUUGUAGAGACCACAGUCCACCCUUUCUCUUUGACUGUGCAUGGGUUCUACAUUUACUGGUCAGAUUGGACACUAAGAGGUAUCUACAGAGCUGAGAAGCACACUGGGGCUAAUAUGAAAAUGUUGGUGCAAGGUUUGUCUACAAGGCCCAUGGGUGUGGCAGUUUACUCACAGGAAAAACAAAAAUGCAACAACAAUCCUUGUACUGUGUUUAAUGGAGGUUGUAGUCAUAGCUGUCAUCCUGGUCCUGAUGGUUCUGUGGAUUGUGCUUGUGUUGAAGGAACUGGACAAGUCAUUGGCAAUAAUGGCAAGGUGUGUGUGCCAGCCAAUAACACCUGUACAUCUGACCAAUUUGUAUGUCAAAAUGGCCGCUGCCUCAGGGAGAGAUGGGUAUGUGAUCUUGAUAAUGACUGCGGAGAUGGAUCAGAUGAAGAGCCUAACUUGUGUGCUUUACACACCUGUGAUCCAAAGUACUUUAGCUGUAGGAAUGGAAGGUGUAUUCCACUAAGGUACAGGUGUGACUUUGACAAUGACUGCAGGGAUAACUCUGAUGAGGAGGCUUGUGACUAUCCUACUUGUGGACCUAACCAGUUUACCUGCAACAACUUCAGAUGUAUAGAUGCUGCUCAAAGAUGUAAUGGCAUUGACAAUUGUAGAGACGGGAACCGAACUGAUGAAGUUAAUUGUCCUCCAAGAACUUGUCCACCAAAUCAAGUCAAGUGUCCUACUACCAACAUUUGUAUCAUCAGACGUUACAUGUGUGAUGGGGACAAUGAUUGUGGAGAUAACAGUGAUGAGAAUCCUUUCUUUUGUCAUCUUGUUUCUUGUGCACCUGGAGACUUCCAGUGCUCAGUGAGUCACAAGUGUAUACCAGGCAGCUGGCAGUGUGAUGGGGAUGAUGACUGUGGCUCAGGAGAAGAUGAAUCUCCUACUACUUGCUCCAGUUUCAAUCGCACUUGUCAGACCAACCAGUUUGCUUGUAACAACAACAGAUGUGUGUCACAGAGAUGGGUGUGUGAUGGUGAGGAUGACUGCGGGGACAACUCUGAUGAGUCUGCUGACAGGAAUUGCAAUGAACGUACUUGCCCUCCAGACACUUUUACGUGCGAGUCCAACAAACAGCAAGGCUCAUAUCCCUGCAUUCCACUUUCAAGAGUCUGUGACGGUGUUAAGAAUUGUCGCAAUGGAGAGGAUGAGAUGCAGACGUGUCCUCCAAGGACUUGUAUGCCACAUGAAUUCCAAUGCACCAAUGGUAUCUGUAUAUCAGCCAGGUUUAAAUGUGACCAUGAUGAUGACUGUGGGGACGCUUCUGAUGAGCCAACUGAUUGCAAUUACCACAGCUGUAGCAGUGAGCAGUAUACAUGUGACAACAAACGUUGUGUUCCUAAAACCUGGAGCUGUGAUGGGGACAAUGAUUGUGGGGAUGGAUCUGAUGAGAAGGAAUCAAUUUGUUUGACUCCAGAGCCCACAUGUCCUGGGAACAAGUUCCGCUGCACUAAUGGUCAGUGCAUAGCUUCAGAGUUGGUGUGUAACAAGAAUCCAGACUGCAGUGAUGAAUCAGAUGAACAGUAUUGUAACGUUGAUGAGUGCCAGAGCACUAGAGUCAACCAGUGCCAACAUAAGUGUAUCAAUACCAUCACCAGUUACAAGUGUGAAUGUAACCCUGGCUACCAGCUCAUGUCUGAUAGAAAAGGAUGUCGAGACAUUGAUGAGUGUGUGGAGGUGGUGGGGGCCUGCUCUCAAGAAUGUGAGAACACUGAGGGCAGCUAUAUCUGCAAGUGCUCCGAUGGCUACCAGAAAAUGGAAGAUGGAAAGACCUGUAAGAAAACAGACUAUAUCACACCUUGGCUUAUCUUUACCAACCGCUACUACUUGCGGGAAAUCUCCACAGAGGGAGACAACCACAGACGAAUUGCCCAGGGAUUUGAGAACAUUGUCUCUCUUGACUUUGACAUUGCUAAUGACCUCAUCUAUUUCACUGAUGUUAAGCAGCACAAGAUUUACAGCAUUUUUGUCAAUGGCACUGACCAAAAAGUUAUCAUCAAGGACAAUGUGCCCAGUGUGGAGGGCAUAUCAGUAGACUGGAUAGGAAGGAAACUGUACUGGGUAGAUGGACGUCGAUCUACUAUUGGUGUCUCAGAGAUGAAUGGCACUAGUCAACUUACUCUUCUAAAGGAAGGAAUUAGACGACCACGGGCUAUCUCUGUCCAUCCAUUCAAAGGAUUCCUGUACUGGUCUGACUGGGGUAAUCCCCCCUACAUUGGGCGUAUGGGGAUGAAUGGUAAAAACCUUUCCACAGAUUUUAUCACAGAAAAGUUGGGCUGGCCAAAUGCUUUGACUCUUGACUUUGAAACAGACAGACUCUGGUGGGCUGAUGCACAUCUGGACAUUAUAGAAUAUGCUAACCUUGAUGGUUCCCACCGCCAUAUUGUUCUUGAAAAUGUGCCACAUCCCUUUGCUCUUUCCUUGUUUGAGGACUUCAUGUACUGGACUGACUGGAACCACUUGACCAUUGAGAAGGCCAACAAAUUCACUGGAGAAAACCAUAGAAUAAUCUGGAAUGUUACCCACAGACCUAUGGAUAUACAUAUAUUCCAUCCUUUGAAACAAAAACCAGGGCUGAACCCUUGUGGUACAGACAAUGGAGGCUGUUCUCACCUCUGUCUCAUAGCGCCUGGUGUCGCCAACUACUCAUGUGCCUGCCCAGACUAUUUCAUACUCAAGUCAGACUUAAAGACCUGUGAGGCCAGGUGUACCAGUAUCCAGUAUAGGUGUGGUAGAACUGAUGACAGGUGUAUACCUCGGUUAUGGAAAUGUGAUGGAGAGAAAGAUUGCCGAGAUGGUUCAGAUGAGCCUGCAGACUGUCCUGUUAGCCAUUGUCAUCCUGGCCAAUUCCAGUGUAAGAACAAGAACUGUACCUUUGCAUUCCGUGUUUGUGAUCUGCAUGAUGACUGUGGGGAUGGGAGCGAUGAGGAGGGCUGUCAGAAGCAUUCUUGUGAACCUUGGCAGAUGAAGUGUGACAAUGGAAAGUGCAUUCCUAAAGCCUGGAUGUGUGACAGAGAAGAUGAUUGUGGUGAUGGAACUGAUGAGAAAUCUUGUGGUAAUUCUACAUGCAAGCCUAACCAGUUUAGGUGUGACAAUGGUAACUGUAUUCAAGCCAACUGGAAAUGUGAUUUUGACAAUGACUGUGGAGAUAACUCUGAUGAGAAAGCAGAAUACAAAUGUGAAACCAGGCAGUGUGAAGUUGGAUGGUGGAAAUGCCAAACAAAUUAUCGCUGUGUCCCCAACUGGGCUCUUUGUGAUGGGGAAGAUGACUGCAGAGACAACUCUGAUGAGAAGGAGGAAAACUGUCCCAAGUGUCAUCCUUCUGGAGAUUUCAAAUGUCAGAACCGUCGCUGCAUUCCCAAACGCUGGAUGUGUGAUUUUGAUGAUGAUUGUGGUGACAACUCAGAUGAGGAUGUUAAUAAGUGUCGUGACAGCUAUAGGAAGUGCUCAGAAUCAGAAUUUCGCUGUGACAACAACAAAUGCAUUCAAGGAAAGUUUAAGUGUGAUCAUGACAAUGACUGCGGGGAUGCUUCAGAUGAAAAGGAAAGUCUUUGUAAAGAUUACCAGAAAUGUACACCUGAUAAAUUUACUUGUGCCAGUGGUCAUUGUACUAAUAUGGCCAAUAUGUGUGAUGGCCAGCGUGACUGCUUGGAUGCCUCAGAUGAGAAAAACUGCACAGCCUUAUUACCUGGUGGAAAAUUUUGUCAUUCUUCAAUGUUUGAAUGUAGAAAUCAUAUGUGUAUCCCAUGGACCUGGCGAUGCGAUGGUGUGAAUGACUGUGGAGAUGAUUCUGAUGAAACACCAGCAGUGUGCAAGGAGGUCAGCUGCACCCAGCCAGAGAGGUUCCUAUGCAACAACUUUAAGUGUAUUCCUAGCUGGCGCCAUUGCGAUGGUGUGGACAACUGUGGUGAUAACUCUGAUGAAGAAAGCUGUCAAGUCAAGAAAAAAGAAUGUACCAGUGAUGACUUUAAAUGUGCUGAUGGCACAUGUAUAGAUGGCAGCAAAGCCUGUGACAGUUCUCCUGACUGCAAAGACUUCUCUGAUGAGAGGGGUUGUCACAAAGAUGUUGGCUUGACCUGUGAUGAUGACAAUGGGGGUUGUGAACGCAACUGUACCAGCCUGGGUCAGAACUCCUUCUACUGCUCUUGUCCAACAGGCCUGAGAGUGUCAGAAAGAAACAGGAAGGAGUGUGAAGAUAUUGAUGAAUGUGCCAGUUGGGGCAACUUUUGUCCGCAGGAAUGUAUCAAUGUCAAGGGUUUAUUUAAAUGUAGAUGCCACAAAGGGUUCACUGACCCUCAUAACAGAGGUCAAGAAUGCAAGUCUGAUGAAGAUAACUCCUACAUCAUUCUGUUCACUGUGGGAGAUGAGGUCAGGCAGUACAGGUCAAAGAAUAAAGAUUACACUACAGAGGUCACCUCUGGAAUUAGGUCAGCAGGGAUAGACAUUGAUGCUGACCGCAGGCUAGUUUACUGGUCAGAUACAAAUGUGGGAAAAAUAUAUAGAGCUUCAAUGCCAAAAGAUGAUAAGACGAAAGCUGUGGCUAGAGACCUGGACAUUGUUGGCUACAAUCGACCAGAAGGCUUGAGUGUGGACUGGGUGGCUAAGAAUAUCUACUGGACAGACUCAGAGGUUGGAAUCAUUGCUGUUGCUACAGCUGAUGGCUUCUAUCAAAAAGCUUUAAUAAGUACUGACUUGAAGUAUCCUAAGGCCAUUGCUGUUCAUCCAGGCUUAGGUUACAUGUAUUGGACUGAUGUCCAUGCCUCUGGACCAAAAAUUGAGCGAGCUUGGAUGAAUGGAGAGAUGAGAACAGUCCUUGUAUCCACAAAAUUGAGCUAUCCAUCUGGCCUGGCCAUAGACUACUACAUGGACAACCGCAUUUACUGGUGUGACAGUAAGGAAAAUUUAAUAGAGUCCAUGAAGCCUGAUGGAACCGACAGAGUCAUUGUUACUUCAAAAGCUGCAUACAACCCUGUAGCCCUGGAUGUCUUUGAGGGUCAAAUGUUCUGGCUAUCAGAAAAACUGGGUCAGUUGGCCAGUAUGGAUAAGUUUGGAAGAGAAGAUAAUAAAACUAUUCAGACUGGCCUUCAGCUGCCCAAGGGUCUUAAAGUCUUCAAUAUUUACAGAUAUAAUAUAUCUAUCAAAUCUCCAUGUAAAUUUCUGAUCUGUUCACACUUGUGUCUGGUAGUGCCAGGGGGUGCUAGGUGUGCCUGUCCAGAAGGAGCCAGCUUUGUGCCUGAUACCAACAAUACAAUUUGUGAUGCAACUCACCCCAAACCCAAGCCUACACCAAAACCUAGCCAAGAAUGUUUAUGUACAAAUGGAGGAAGCUGCAUCACCAAAGAAAAUGAGGUGGAAACUAAAUGUAUUUGUCCAGCAGGUUGGACUGGUGAACAAUGUGAGACUGCUUUUGAGAACGUCACCCAGGCCAAUGAGACUGUCACACAAGUACCAGAGGAGCACAAGAUAAAUACAAAUCUAUCUGAGGAUGACAAUCAUGUUGCCAUUGUGGUGCCAGUGGUCAUUGGUAUUAUUGCUAUUUUAGCCAUUGUACUGUUGGUGGUCAUCUUGCGCCGAAGAGGUGUUGAUUUCAACUUUAAGAAACUCAUCACCAAAUCUCAGCCACCAAGUUCUCCAACUGUUUCAUUCAAAGAAGGAGGUCAGGUCAAACUGGGAGUCCCUGAAAUGAUGUAUGAUGCUCAAGGGCAAGGAGAAGAAAUGCAGCCUACAAGCAGUGACAGCCCUACCAACUUCUGUAACCCUGUCUAUGAUAGUCUGCAUGGACCUCUCACUGUACACGAGUCUGUCAUACUGCCUACCCAUGGGCCACAUUACGAGUCCAGCACAGACCCAGAGAAAGGAGAGAUCCACCUCUCAGGCAAAGGCAAAGUCUCACAGCCUUCCAAGGAGUUUAGGAUAGCCCCAAGAGCCUUGGAUCCCAAUCUAGAUGAGGAUGAAAGAGAUGAGGCAGGACUGGUGAAAUCUGGAGAUCUCUGACAAGAUAUUUGACAUGUUACAUGCCUGUUUGAUAACAAAAUUGCUGAUUGUGUAGUUCUGAUUAGUUUGGGCUGAAAGAAAUUCUUACUAUUCCCACUCUGUUCUGGAUGUUUCAAAAGUCUCAGCACAUUUUCAAUGAUGUUUGAACUUUACAUUGCCCAUAAAACUUACACUAACAUUAUGUUUGGUUCAAUUGGUAAAGGUGAAUACAUUUCUUAGUUCUUAUUUCUAGCAUUACUUUUGAGAUGAUUGGCAGAGUGCCCAUAUACUAAUAAAGUGUACUACUGUAAAUGUUUUUUUUUGUACUAAACCUGAACUUUUUAGUUUUUUAAUUAGUAAAAAAAUUGUUUUUCGUGCAUUUCAAACUCUUUUUUUUUCUUAUUACUAUUGAAUUGUAUUCCUCCAAUUUGUGUGUUAAUGUUUUGAUUGAUCCUAAGCAUUGUUUCUUUAUGCAUCCAAAGCAGAGAAACUCAUACUAAAAACCUAAACACCCCCCCCCCCCCAUAUCUUUCUAAUAUAGACUAUGCUUACAUUUUUCUUCAAGAUAAAUGUCUACAGGUCACAAUUUUGUUGACUGGUGACUGUGAAAUGCAUCUCUAUUGAACAUCACUAAUUGUACAUGUAUCUCUAACUGUAACCAAAGUUGUGAUAUCUAAUUGUUGAGAGAAUAUCUCACUGGUACAACACAAGCAAUUACAUUCCAUUUGAAAUACUAGUUUCUAAUAUUGACUUGACUAUUUUGUUACUGCAGUAGAUGAAGUCAUUUUGAAGUGCAUGGUUGUAGCUAAUUGACUAGUUUGCAUAAUAAAUAAUUGGUGAACUUGUUUGAAAGAUAUAUUUAGAUUCUUUAUGGACUUGAACUUAAGCCUUGAUACUGUAUAUGCAUAUUUAGAGAGGCUCUUCUCUAUAUACCAUUAUAUAUAAUUAGUUGUAGUUUGUCCCUAUAUAUCAAUACUAUUAGUAAUGUGCGAUCAAUCCUGUAGAACUUGUAUAAUAAUAUUGAUAUUUUGUGGAACUGAUGUUUAUUGUAUUCAAUGGAUUUGUGUACAGAAACCAUGCCAAUGUUCUAUUCUAUAAAUAGAUAUUUAAAUACAAAA